Molecule: messenger RNA, 2137 nt
Organism: Papaver somniferum (opium poppy)
Lineage: Eukaryota; Viridiplantae; Streptophyta; Magnoliopsida; Ranunculales; Papaveraceae
Product: jasmonic acid-amido synthetase JAR1-like
Exons: 5
Coding region: 283-2043 (586 amino acids)
Cellular component (GO): cytoplasm
Molecular function (GO): acid-amino acid ligase activity
Source: RefSeq, a predicted model, not a curated record
CCUUAACUUACUUUUCAAUUCUCUCGCUCACUUCCUAAAGAGAAGCAUUAUUGCAGUCCUCUAAUUUUCUCACUUUAAAAAAUAAAACAGAGGAUUUUCAGCUCUUCAUGCAAAAUUCUCUUAAAAUCAGCCAUUAACACAGGUGAGAAGAAGCAGCAGAAGACUUUUAAUUCUGAAUAUUCGAUUUCACUUUCUUUCUGAGUUUUCUUCUUUACACAUAAGUUCGGAUUCGAUUCUUGUCGCUGCUGACGAUCACAAAGUUUCAGAUCCUUGACAAAAACCAUGUUGGAUAAAAUGGAGGAAUUCAAUCACAACAAUGUGAUAGAAGCAUUUGAUGCCCUUACAAAAGAUGUUGGUAGAGUACAAAGAGAAACGCUGCGUCGAAUUCUAGAAGAAAAUAGGGAGGCGGAGUAUUUACGGCAAUGCGGCUUGGAUGGAAGAACAGACCCUGAAUCUUUCAAGAAUUGUGUUCCUUUGGUUAAUCAUAAGGAUUUGGAGUCUUAUAUUCAGAAAAUUGCUGAUGGAAAUGCUGGUCCGGUGCUCACCGGGAAACCGAUUACAGCUAUUUCGUUAAGUUCUGGUACUACACAAGGGAAGCCCAAGUUUGUUCCGUUUAACAAUGAAUUGGUGAAGAACACAAUGCAGAUAUACCGAACAUCGUUCGCCUUUAGAAAUAGAGAAUUCCCCACUGGAAAGGGUAGAGCGCUGCAGUUCAUUUACAGCAGCAAGCAGUUCAAAACAAAAGGAGGUCUUUCAGCGAGUACGGCAACAACAAAUAUUUACCGUAGCACCGAAUUUAAGAACACAAUGAAGGCGCUCCAAUCUCAGUGUUGUAGUCCGGAUGAAGUCAUAUUUGCGCCUGAUUUCCAUCAAUCCUUGUAUUGUCAUCUCUUGUGUGGACUUAUCUAUAGGGAUGAAGUUCAACUUGUCUCUUCGACUUUCGCUCACAGCAUUGUCCAUGCGUUCCGGAAAUUUGAGCAAGUAUGGGAAGAUUUGUGUUCUGAUAUCCGUGAUGGGGUUCUUUCUGAGCGAGUGACAAACCCAUCUGUACGAACUGCUAUGUCAAGAAUUUUGAAACCCAAUCCUGAAUUGGCAGAUUUGCUGUAUGACACAUGCAAAAAUUUGAGUAACUGGUAUGGAUUGAUUCCGGAGCUAUUUCCGAAUGCUAAGUAUAUCUAUGGGAUCAUGACUGGGUCUAUGUUGCCGUAUCUGAAGAAGCUGAGACAUUAUGCUGGAAAGCUACCUCUAUGUAGUGCAGAUUAUGGUUCUUCAGAAGGAUGGAUUGCAGCGAAUGUUAAUCCAAGUUUGCCCCCAGAGUCGGCCACUUUCGCUGUUCUUCCAGAUAUUGGGUAUUUCGAAUUUAUUCCACUCAGUGGCGAUAUGGAGAAUGCGGGACUAGACAGUACUGCCGCUACUUUUGUCUACGACGAGGCUGAACCAGUUGGUCUAGCGGAAGUUAAAGUUGGCGAAGAGUACGAAAUCAUCGUCACCAAUUUUGCAGGUUUAUACCGGUACAGACUAGGGGACGUGGUUAAAGUUACAGGCUUCUACAAUUCAACCCCGGAACUCCAAUUUAUUUGCAGGAGGAGCCUUCUAUUGACAAUCAACAUAGACAAGAACACUGAGAAAGAUUUGCAAAUAGCAGUAGAAACAGCAAGCCAACGAUUAAUGGAAGAGAAACUCGAACUCAUAGACUACAGCAGUCACGCCGAUAUGACAACAGAUCCCGGUCAUUACGUUAUAUUUUGGGAACUAAGUGGUGAGGCAGACGACGAAGUAAUGAAUGAAUGUUGCAACAUCUUGGACCAGUCUUUUGUGGAUGCAGGCUACAUUGGGUCUAGGAAGGUGAAAGCUAUUGGAGAUCUUGAACUUAGGAUUCUCAAGAGAGGUACAUUUCAUAAGAUUCUAGACCAUUACUUGGGACUUGGCGCUGCUGUUAGUCAAUUCAAGACACCGAGAUUUGUCGGACCGAUGAAUAGUACUGUCUUGCAGAUAUUAUGCAAUAAUGUAGACAAAAGCUAUUUCAGUACUGCUUAUGGGUGAUGUUUGGAAUCAUCCCAAUCUGUAAUAACCUCUCUGUUCUCAGUGUCAUAGUGAAAAUAUGUUUUGUUUGAUGCUGCUCUUUUACUUUCUGCUA